AUGUAUCAGAGCCUGGCCCUGUCCUCCAACCAGUCCCCGUACGCGCACGACACCGGGAACUACAUCCACCCGUCGGCCAGCUCUCCGGUCUACGUGCCCACCGCCAGAGUCCCCGCCAUGCUGCCCACGCUGCCCUACCUGCAGACGUGCGACUCGGGCCACCAGUCCCACGGCCUCGGCGGGCACCACGGCUGGCCCCAGACCGGCGCGGACGGCUCCUCGUUCGCACCGGGCAGCCCUCACCCUCCGCACGGCUUCUCGUACUCGCACAGCCCGCCGGUCAGCAGCAACACCGGCCGGGACGCGACCUACCAAAGCCCGCUGGUGCUCGGCAACGGCGCUCGAGCGGACCAGUACGGGGGUUCCCUGAUGCGCUCGGUGGGGGGACCCUACUCCAGCCCCUACGCGUACAUGAGCCCGGAGAUGGCGACGUCCUCCUGGACGCCGGGGCCCUUCGAGAGCGGGGUGAUCAGUCUGCAGGGACGGCACGGGAGUCUGUCCGGGAGAAGGACCAGUCUGGACCUGAUCGACGACAUGUCCACGGAGGGCCGGGAGUGCGUCAACUGCGGCUCCGUGUCCACGCCGCUGUGGCGCAGGGACGGAACCGGACACUACCUGUGCAACGCCUGCGGCCUCUACCACAAGAUGAACGGCAUCAACCGGCCGCUCAUCAAGCCGCAGAAGCGACUGCAGACCACGUCCCGCCGGGCCGGCCUCUGCUGCACCAACUGCCACACCAGCACCACCACGCUGUGGAGACGCAACGCUGAGGGGGAACCCGUGUGUAACGCCUGCGGCCUCUACAUGAAGCUGCACGGGGUGGCCAGACCUCUUGCCAUGAAGAAAGAGAGCAUUCAGACCAGAAAACGUAAACCCAAGAUGCCCAAGAAUAAAACGUCCACAGGAUCCUCCGCCUCUGACACCGGCUCCCCAACCUCCAUGUCAGUCUCAGAACACGCCUCCACCAUUAAGAGCGAACCCAACAUGGCCCCCUCGCCGUACGCUGGACAGACGGUCACGUCUGCCACUCAGGCGGCGUCUCAGUUAGACGGCACAGGAUCGGGACACGUGGACAUUAAAUACGAGGAUUAUCCCUUUACCCCGAGCUCCAUGGCCCCACAGAACUCCUGGUGCGCUCUGUCUCAAGCGUGA
Molecule: messenger RNA, 1152 nt
Organism: Cyclopterus lumpus (lumpfish)
Lineage: Eukaryota; Metazoa; Chordata; Actinopteri; Perciformes; Cyclopteridae
Gene: gata5
Product: GATA binding protein 5
Exons: 6
Coding region: 1-1152 (383 amino acids)
Biological process (GO): positive regulation of transcription by RNA polymerase II; cardiac muscle tissue development; cell fate commitment
Cellular component (GO): nucleus
Molecular function (GO): zinc ion binding; RNA polymerase II cis-regulatory region sequence-specific DNA binding; DNA-binding transcription factor activity, RNA polymerase II-specific
Source: RefSeq, a predicted model, not a curated record